AUGAGGCAUGCCGUGCUAAAAACGGAGAACGUGAUCGUUACUGGAAGGCUGCACGGCAACGUCGAGGCAAAGACUCUAGAGAUCUCUAAGGGCGCCCUGUUUCUGGGCAAGGCCAUGGUGGACUCGGCGACGGUGGCGGGAAGGCUGGAGGGAAUCCUUGUUGUGGGCGACAUGCUCACCAUGAGGAGCUCGGGGCACUGCGACGGGGUGCUCCGCUAUGGGCAGCUGAACGUCCAGCACGGGGGAAAGCUCACGGGAGCCGUGAAGGCCGCCUCCCCGGCGGACGUGGGCAUCGGGGACAUCCCCGUCCCAGACCUCCCGCCGGGAACUUGGGACCACUUCUGGGGCAAGCGGGGCGGCGGUAGGGCGGAGGGGGGGAGCGGGGACGUCUCUUCCUCCUCCGCCUCCUCUUCCGGCAAGUCGCCUUCUCUUCGAAGAGUGAGCGGGCCCCUGCAGACCGAAAACGUAGCCCAGCUUGAGAGUGCCGCCGCUGGUGUCUCGGGGGAAGAAGAAGGACCGCCAGGGACGGCGACCGCCGCCGCCGCCGCCGGUGCUGCCACCAGGCUGCCUUCCACGGCGACCACGACACCGGAAGAGCACGGGGAGAUUAUGAUGCCGUCGCCCGCAGAAGACGUCACGACGACCCCGCCAGAGGAGGCUCACGAAGAGAUGUCGCCGUCCGCCCAGUUGGUGUUCGGCAACGGUAACGGUGGCGGCGGCGGGGGCAGCGAGUGCGUGCUGAGCCCGGUGUCGGCGGUCUCCGGCGGGGCGUGGGGGGCUCCGCGGGAUCCUCCCGCGGUGGACGGGAGGUCGCCGGGGGGUUCUGAGACCGCCGAGGUUGACAUGAUGGACUUCUUGCAGGAGGUUGGGCAGCAACGGCUGAGGGAGGAGGCCCGGGAAGAGCAUGCUACGGAGGCGAUGACAGCCGUGGGGACGCCGGUUUCGGCGGCGGGGUCGGUCACCGGGUUCGCCCGCACGCCUGCGAGACAUCCGAUGGAUGUCGGACCAGACAACAACGUUGUCUCAGGUUCUUUACAGCAGCAAGCGGAUGGCCUGCAAAGGAUCCUUCACAUCCGUCGAACGGCGCAGGAAUCAGUAGCCGCCGACGCCGCUGCCGACGCCGCGAAAGCCAACGAUUCCGUGCCCAGAGACAAUGGGGGCGGCUUCAGGGCCAACCUACCUGCUGCAAGGACGGAAGCAGCGGCGGCGGCGGGUGGACCGGCGCCAGCUGCUGUGCGGACGUUGCCGCGGUUGUUGGCUGCAACGUGGAGUCACAUUAACCCGGACCGCUCGAAGCAACCCCGCGGCGGACCUAAGACCCCAGAAGAGCGGUUGAAGGCCAUCGAAGACGCCAAGGCUGCCCUCCGAUCACGAGUCGCCCUCCGCAAGGCGUCGCAGUCAGAGCAGGCAAGCCUUGUGCCCUUCAUGGAGAGAGCAAUCGAAGGAGCAAGGCAAGAAUUUGUGAAUCAGCAAGGGACUAUCAGUCGCCGCCCGGUGAGCCUGGGCCGCAGCGAGCUCGGCAGGUCCAGCCCCAUCAGCUCCAGCUUCGGCGGCAGCGCCAGCGCCAUCGGUAGCCGCAGCAGCCGCGGCGGGGACUUCGAUAUCUCGGUGGGAGCACGCGGCGGCGGCGGCGGCGGCGGCCAGUCCCCCACUUUUGCCGUGACACACCCAGCCUAUGGCGAACAACCUCAGCAGCAGCAGCAGCAGCAGCAGCAACAGGCGGCUGCCUCUGACGCGGGUGGGGUGACACCGAGCGGGGGUCUUGCUGGCGUGUACGACGACGACGACGAUGACAAAGGCACGGCUCCCGCUUCCUCCGGAGGCGCAGAGGCGGCCGACCAUGGCCUGGGCUCCUCGGACGGCGCCAGCGGGUGCGCCGCGGGUGCCUCGGGGGGAAACGCGGAGGUGGAGGCGGCGGCGGCGGCCGCUAUGGCUCUCGAGGCCGGGGACAUGACCCUUUCCGGGGGGGGGGUUGUCGCGCUGGUGUCCCCGGGAAAGGACAGAGGCGUUUCGGACGGGGAGGCGCGGGGGGGGCUACUGAUGACAGGACGCCGUGGGAGGGUGCACCUGUCGGGGAGUUACACGGAGGCGGCGGCGGCGGCAGUGGCGGGGG
Ectocarpus sp. CCAP 1310/34 is the source of this 2113-nucleotide messenger RNA. NCBI's taxonomy places the organism in Eukaryota, Phaeophyceae, Ectocarpales, Ectocarpaceae. The record is from the annotation of a GenBank genome assembly.